Molecule: messenger RNA, 792 nt
Organism: Anopheles darlingi
Lineage: Eukaryota; Metazoa; Arthropoda; Insecta; Diptera; Culicidae
Product: ninjurin-1
Exons: 3
Coding region: 171-617 (148 amino acids)
Biological process (GO): cell adhesion; tissue regeneration
Cellular component (GO): membrane
Source: RefSeq, a predicted model, not a curated record
UACACGUGCCGGGAGGUCCUCACAACGUGUGAGACAAGAGUAGCGUUGGAGUGGACACAUCACAGACACCGCACACCCACAGGAUACACACAGCUACAAAGAACAGGACACGGCGCGGUUUUGCAGUGGCUAAGGACUAUAUCGUUUCGAGUUUGAGUUUUACGAAAGAAAUGGCAAUGGCGUCGAUUCUACCUGCUUCAACCGGAGGCGUCGGUGAAAGUGAUCGCGUUCUCAAAUCCAUGGAUGCCAACCGAUACGCAACGAAGAAAACGAUCGCCCAGGGUAUGCUGGACAUAGCCCUGCUAACGGCCAACGCUUCGCAACUCAAGUAUAUACUGCAAGUCGGCGAAAAGCACGAGUUCUACGCACUGAUGCUGACGCUAAUCAGCAUAUCCAUCAUUCUGCAGAUCACUCAAGGGAUCGCUUGUAUCCUGCUGGCCAACUACAACAUCAACAAGGAGCACUCGCGCGAUACGGCAAAUGCGGUGCAGAACUUCUCCCUGGGGCUGAACAUGGCCACGGUCGUGGUAAACAUUAUGAUCAACGGUAUGGAGGUGAAGCACAUGGACGAUGUUGGCCCAGCACUGGGUUUCGAAAGCACGACCAAAGGCCCAUGACAGGCUAUAGGAUAAUCCGCCCGGGGCAGGUUGAUGGCAACAAUUAUAAAUACAGGGGUUUUUGAAAUAAUACUUCCAGAUAUGUAUGUGCAUUUCUGUAUGUUGAAAGAAUUUAGAACAAAUUGGCAUCGUGGUAUGCCUGGAGUCUUUGCGUCUUUGGAAUCGUAUUGGCAAA